Molecule: messenger RNA, 597 nt
Organism: Aspergillus novofumigatus IBT 16806
Lineage: Eukaryota; Fungi; Ascomycota; Eurotiomycetes; Eurotiales; Aspergillaceae
Exons: 1
Coding region: 1-597 (198 amino acids)
Source: RefSeq, a predicted model, not a curated record
AUGUCGCUCCAGACUGCAAAGAAGAAGAUGCGAGCCUUUGAAGCAAAGAUGGAACGGACGCGGAUCUCUUCCUCCAGAGUUGGACGCUUCGUCUUUCUGGACCAGACUCGCUACGACAUCUCGGAUACACACACUGUGCUUGGAUGUACCCUGUUCUCUCACGUCACUCCGGAGCAGGAGUUUUCCGUCGAGUCCCGAGCGGUUGAUUUUAAAGAUAUCCUUCACUGGACCGUGGAAGACCAUAACCUCGCUCAUGAGUCGGACGUCAAAUGGCUAAAUGCUGAGGUUUCCAAGAUUACAAAGGAGGAGCCACCGAGACACAUCUUCAUUUUCACUCAUCACUGCCCAUCCAUGGAUUCGCGCUGUAUGAGUCACAGGCAUAAACAUAGCGAUGUGACCUCGGCCUUCAUGACAGAUUUGUCCUCGGAGGAAUGCUGGACGUCCACGGCUGUCAAAGCUUGGGCAUUUGGUCAUACGCAUUACAACUGUCAAUUCACGGAUGAGAGGGGCAAGGUCGUUCUGGCUAACCAGAAAGGCUAUCAGAUGUUUCCUCGGAAGUCUUUUGAUGCAGGAAAUGUAUUCCAGCUUGGCAAUUGA